GACCAACAACAAGUUGUAAAGUACAACCGAUUCAAUCUUCAAAAUGGUUUGCAAGGGCUGUGGAUCUAACUGCAAGUGCACGUCGACCAAGUGCGGCGAUAAUUGCGCCUGCGAUCAGGACUGCAAGUGCGCCUGCAAGUCUGGUCCCAAGGAUAAGUGCUGCACCACCAAGGCCAAGUGAUUCGCCAGGGUAUCCUUUCCCUGACAGAAUGAGCAAUAAAAUAAAGUAAACUUUAAGCUGUUA
This is a messenger RNA of Drosophila persimilis, 244 nucleotides long. Its product is annotated as metallothionein-3. Bases 44 to 181 code for a protein of 45 amino acids. Gene Ontology annotation, molecular function: metal ion binding. The record is from RefSeq and is a predicted model, not a curated record. The transcript has 2 exons. Lineage: Eukaryota; Metazoa; Arthropoda; Insecta; Diptera; Drosophilidae.